GCAAUUCCCGGAAACGGAAUAUUCUGGCUUCACUUUAGCAUAACGGCAGGAGGUGGAGACCGUCAAUGGCGGAUAGCAGUCACACAUAUGUCGGUAGUUUCCCCAAACAUUAGAAAACAUGGCCGCUUCCAUUGAGAGUUUACUGGGGGAAAUCUCCAGUGUUGAAGACCCAGUUGAAGAGCUGCAGAGUUUAAAAACGGCCCUGUUAUCGAUCCCUCUCAGCGCGUUGAGGGACUCAGUGAGCGGACUGCGUUUGGAUGUUAUAUUUGCUCUCUUAAACACCAAUGACAGGGAGCAGAUUGAGCUGUGUGUUGACAUCCUUGAACGCAUCUUAAUGGCUCUCAGCCCUGUGUACCUGGGCCAGAACUACAGAGCAGAGCUGCAAGGGGGUCUGACCCAUCCUGAAGAAACUGUUAAGAUACUGGCCUUGACGCAGAUUGGUCGAAUGGUGGAGCACCCCGAAGCUGUCACCGAAAUCCUCAACAACCAGGACAUUCUUCGAGGAGUGAUCCACUGCAUCAGAGAAGAGAAGAUGGCUGUGGCAAAGCAGGCCAUUCAGUCCUUAUCCAAACUGAGUCACUCCAAACCUGGCUUAGACAAACUGUUCCAGAGCGAUCUGCUGAAAGUUAUGAAGGAUGUGAUGGCCACGAGUGAUAUCAUCAGAUACAGAAUAUAUGAGCUGGUGGUGGAAAUCUCGUCUGUGUCUCCCAUUUCCCUCGGUUACUGUGCCAACAGCAGCCUCAUUUCUCAGCUGCUUGGAGAACUGACAGGAGAUGAUGUAUUAAUCAGGGCAACAGCUACUGAGAUGGUGACAAAUCUAGCCCGCAGUCUGCAUGGCCGGCAGUACUUGGCCCAACAGGGUAUAAUGGACAAGAUCUCUAACAUGAUUAGAGGAGCAGAAACUGACCCCUUUUCCUCCUUCUAUCUUCCAGGUUUGGUGAAGUUCUUUGGGAACCUGGCCAUUAUGGACAGCCCCCAGCAGGUUUGUGAAACCUACCCGGUCUUUCAGAACAAGGUGUUCGAGAUGGCUCUGGACCCGGACCCUGUGAUGAUCGGAGUGGCCCUGGACACUUUGGGCUUACUCGGGGCUACCGUGGAAGGGAAGCAGGUCCUGCAGAAAACUGGAGAAAAAUUCAAGGCGGUGUUGUUAAGAAUGAGCCAUCUCGCCAGAUCUGGAGCUACAGAGCUCAGAGUGCGCAGCCUGGACGCCAUAUCACAACUGCUCACUCUACAGCCAGAGCAGCAGACAGAAGACCUGUUGGCCCUAACUGAGUCCUGGUUCCACCUUUUGUCCGACCACCCCAUAGACAUGAUUCACAACAUCAGCACUCAGCCUUUCCCUGAGCUGCAUUGCGGGGCUCUGCGGAUAUUCACUGCCAUCGCCACGCAGCCAUGGGGUCAGAAGUUAAUGAUCAGUACUCCCGGUUUCAUGGAGUUCAUUUUGGAUCGUUCAGCGGGUCAGACCAAGGAGGCCAAAGAUGCUAAGUUUGAACUGGUGGGGUCACUUGUGAGCUCAUCAACAGCAGCAGAGAUACUGGGCAGCCAGCAUUACGUACGUCUGAAGACCUACCUGAGAGAAGGACCUUACUAUGUUUCAGCAGUGGCUGCAGUCAGCACAGAAGGAGCAGACUGAUUCCAACAAACUCAGAUACAUUUUAUGGGUCUUUAGUUGAUGCUUAAGUAAUGGUUGAGCGCUUGAAUAAUCUAACUGUGGGUUAACGUAUUAUACUCUGCUAUAAUAAACUAAUUCUCUGAUAAAUAGUUCUAACAGAUCAGGACAUGGUGGUAACUAGCUCAGUUCACUAAUCUCAGUUUUUCCAUCUUCAGCAGUGUUUUAGAACUUUAUCAUCUCAGCUGCACCCAGAAAUUUUAAUUCAUAACUGAUGGUUUAAGUAUUUUGGACCAAUUUAAAAACAACUGAGAAAUUUAUUACUUACAUUAUUAUCCAUUACUUGUUAUGCCUGAGCCCUCAGUUGUUCCUCUGUUAGGUUUUACUCACAUAAAUAUAUUUGUCAGGCUUUUCUGAUGGGACAUAAAUAGUAAACAUUUGAUCAUCAUCAGUCAUUUUCCUUUAUUUUACUUCAUGAGUAAAUCUAGUAUUGUUUGUAAAAUAAAUUUUAUAAAUGUUUUGUAAUGCACAGUUAAAGUUUCCAAACAUAAAACUACAUUUUUUUGUAAUAAGUUAUUUGCUACAAAUAUGAAAUAAAAAUGAAAAAGUAAAAUAGUGAAAUCUAAGAGAGUAAAGGGACAAAAUCCUCUCUUGGGUAUUUUAGUAAUAGAACAUCAACAUUAGGAAUCCACUUAAAAUUAUCGCAACACAUAAACCACAAGAUGCAUCAUGGAUGCUGAAAGUCCACACCAAAAAAAAUCUAACUUGGUGCCAUCAUUGCACAAGAAGAAUCAACAUUAAAAGAUGAAGGAUACAACUGUGUUUACGAUGAAAUCUCCACAUCAUAUGACAAACGGCGUCCACAUGAUAUGUUAACACAUGUUUAGUUAUUGUGUCUUUACCACAUACUUAAGCAAUACUUAAAGAGCCACUUAAUACUUCAAGAGUGUUUACAUUUUUACACUCAAUAUAUUACACAGAAACACUCACACCAUCUCGUAUCUUUCAUACCAAACAGGACUCAACCAAAAACGCAAACUAUAAAAAGACCUCAGUUCUCCAAAUCCAUCAGAUGUUGAUUUCAUUUUUUUGUGUCAAGAAUAUUUUUGUUUACUAAAUAUAAUGAAGUUUUUUUUUAUUAAAGGGGAUGCAGUCUGACCAUGGA
This is a messenger RNA of Thunnus maccoyii (southern bluefin tuna), 2774 nucleotides long. RefSeq names its product proteasome 26S subunit, non-ATPase 5 (gene psmd5). The transcript is spliced from 10 exons. Bases 119 to 1633 code for a protein of 504 amino acids. Lineage: Eukaryota; Metazoa; Chordata; Actinopteri; Scombriformes; Scombridae. Gene Ontology annotation, cellular component: cytosol. The record is from RefSeq and is a predicted model, not a curated record. Gene Ontology annotation, biological process: proteasome assembly.